Caenorhabditis sp. 36 PRJEB53466 is the source of this 1464-nucleotide messenger RNA. NCBI's taxonomy places the organism in Eukaryota, Metazoa, Nematoda, Chromadorea, Rhabditida, Rhabditidae. The record is from the annotation of a GenBank genome assembly.
AUGAUCGAGACGGUGGGUCUCUCUCAUUCGAACGAAUCGAUCAUGUCGAACGGCCCUCCUUGUUCUCAUUUUCCCCUUCUGAAACUUCCAGAUAUUCCGCUGGCCCAGAUUAUCAAAUUCUUCAAUGCGUUCGAAGUGUACGUUAAUUGUUCCUUCUUUUCACUGUUCUCAAUUGGAAUACCCUGCUAAAGUAUUUAAAAUUUGUAUUGAUUUUUACGUUUUCCAAUUGAGAAUGGUACUUUGAGUAUUGCCACUUCCAAGAUUACUGUUGAUGACAAAAGUGGCACCUCUUAAAGUUAGAACUGAAUUGGUAACUCGACUUCCAUGAGCUACAAUAGUUUUGGAAGUUGCUGUGCAGUGUUGUUGAUAAUGGUGAUAUUUUUGGACGGACUGAUUCUAAUUUUCAGAAUGCAACUCUCUCUUUGCUCGAAACUCGGCACUCGUCUUGCGAAGUGGGGAAUCGGCUGCAGUCCCUGCUUCCUGCAAAUAUCAUUCUGUGCCGUAAUUAAAGUAACUGUCGUGUUCCGUCGCAAUUAUACAUUAUCCUGCCACAUCUUUGUCGUAGAGUUAGACCAUAAAGACGCGGUAGAUUUCUCCAACGGCCUGAGUGCGAUCGGAGGACAAAAUGUUCCGUCUGGCCAAGGAAUUGACGUCAAAAAUAUUCCAUUUGCGAUAUUGCAAUGGGACGAUCGUCUGAGAGGCCUGCAAACAGUUGUAAGCCACCUGCGUGACCUGUUUAACAGUUGCGUGGAAUUCAUUAUGAUAAAUCCGAAACCCUUUCGUUGCAAAUUAGGACUGAUCUUGGACUUUUUCGACAGUCUAGAUUACAAACCGAAACAUUGCCGGCUGCUGAACGACCGAGUGAACGAUACGGAUGCGAAUCUUUUGCUGAGCCGCUGCCAGCCGUCCGAAUGCUUUUUCAUAGACAUAAAGACCCCACCCACGUUCAUCUGUGAAACUUUAUUCAGUACGCCAGACGUUAGGAUAACACAAGGAUCAUUCAUUCGUCCCUCUAAUAUCCUCACCAUGAAUUGCACCUGUAUCUGUUUGAUAAAUACGGUUCUGACUGAUUCCGAUCUCAAUUUGGUGUUCAAAAAUUGGAAAGAAGGGAACAUGCCACUGCUCAAAGUAUUUACUGCCACAAGCAAAAAACAACUCAGAAGGACGGUUAUAACAGACGAAUUGGAACCGAGAAGAGUGGGCCCAAAUGUACUAAGAGUUUAUCACCUGUGAGUUUCAUUCAUUACCGCUCGGUCAAUACAGCACAAAUACGUUUUCAGCAAUUGCGAUAACUGCGGAGUUUCGAAGACCAUACCGCAUUCCAUUUAUGGCGGAGACGACAUUCUGAGCAGAGGCAACGUUUUGGGCACAUUUCGACAAUCUCAACGUCUGAACGAUAUAGGCGGAAACAAUUGCUAUUUCCAUGUUUGGCCAGAUAUCAUUGGGAGUACAGGUCGCCUUUAG